AUGCACACAAGUCAGGCACUGAGGAGUGCUGGUUCUCUGGCUCGCGAUGGCGGAGGCGACCUAAAUAGUGGCAAUAGGCGCACCAGCGGUGACUUCAGGGAGGAUGAAGAUGGCUGGGCGGGCCCUGUGCACAGAGGGGAGGGGUGUGUGGGCGGAGCCGGGGCUUCAACUUCCGCAGCGACAGUCAGGGCGAUGGAAGAGGCUUCUCAGCCAGCGGGUGGUUACGCCUCAGCAGCUCGGGAGCAGCUCAAGCUGUUCUCUGUGAGAAAUCUCCAUGGAGACUGUGACAAAAAGAGCGGGGUCGGUGGAGCUGCUGUUCUGGAGCCGGAUGCUAGGUGGAACCCUCCCCCUCUGCUUCCCCCGCCGCCAGCACGUGUGCAUCCUCAGUUUCUGCUCGCGACCUCGCGGUUCUCUGUGAGUCUGUGCCUUACUGUCUGGGCAGCUGUGCGACUUUUGGGCCAGGCGGGCGGGGGAGGCCCUAAGGCCACUGCCUCUGUCUCUCCCACCUGGAGCAGAAGCCACCGAGGCUCCACCGUGGCCUCGGGAGCCAAAGGAGUAGGAGGGAGGGGUGGCGGCAAGAUCCGGAUGCAGGCGCUGCCAGCAGGGGCUCAUCAAGUCUUACUAGCCCCGACUACUGCAGCACCAGGUAUGACAAAGAACCUAGCACCCCCUCCUAGGCAGGGAACAGAUAAAGAGCUUAUAGACUGGCUACAACUGCAAGGAAGAGAUGCAAAUACAAUUGAAAAGAUUGUUGAAGAAAAUUAUACACUUUCUGAUAUUCUUAACGAUAUCACUAAGGAAGACUUACGAUGCCUUAGACUACGUGGUGGUGUCCUCUGUCGUCUGUGGCACGCAGUCUCCCAGUACAGAAGGCAGGCUCAGGAGUCCUCAGCGACAGAGGAUUAGGCUUAAUCACACUCAGCUAAGCCGGGAGGACACAGUGAGCACAUAUCUUCCUGCUUGUGGUUAAAGCUUCUUCUGUACAUGUAUACACAAAUUCUGCUCAGUUUACACAAGAAAAAGAUGUGUUCAAUUAAUUCAAGGAUCUGGUGAAGUUUGUCAUUUUUUUGUGUCAUUUUUUAAAACCUAUUAUUUAUGAAUGUUUUAAAGAUUAUAUAGAACUGUAUGUAAUGUGAAUAGUGAGCUUUAGUUUUGAUAUCCUAGAGUAUUAGGAGAAUCUCAGAAAAAGAGACUCAGCAUUCUGUUAUUUUAAAUACAAUAGUAGUUUAAAAUGAGACAGGUGUUGUAGGGUAAGCAUUAUUAACUAGUAUAGAACCUAAAUGUGAUAGGACUGUAACCACUGAUGUGUAAAUGGAGAAAACUAGUUGUUUGGCCUUUCACCUGUUGCCUGGUUAUAAUAAUAAAAAAAAUAUGAAGAAAUGAUGGCUUUA
Messenger RNA from Marmota monax (woodchuck), 1391 nucleotides. RefSeq lists its product as uncharacterized. Bases 1 to 906 code for a protein of 301 amino acids. The transcript has 4 exons. Lineage: Eukaryota; Metazoa; Chordata; Mammalia; Rodentia; Sciuridae. Gene Ontology annotation, biological process: cellular response to stress. The record is from RefSeq and is a predicted model, not a curated record. Gene Ontology annotation, molecular function: MAP kinase kinase kinase activity.